Molecule: messenger RNA, 3445 nt
Organism: Anopheles funestus (African malaria mosquito)
Lineage: Eukaryota; Metazoa; Arthropoda; Insecta; Diptera; Culicidae
Exons: 2
Coding region: 830-3394 (854 amino acids)
Biological process (GO): regulation of mitotic nuclear division; negative regulation of meiotic nuclear division
Cellular component (GO): nucleus
Molecular function (GO): zinc ion binding
Source: RefSeq, a predicted model, not a curated record
CAAAAGGAAAAAAGCACUAAAAUUCCGAAUCCAGACAUAAACGCAUUUUCAUAAUAGCUAUUCCCGCAAUAGACUGUGGAAACCCGUUACCACCAACCAAUCGUACGUUGUAAACAACAAUUGCCGUUGAACCUUCGAUCAUCGAUCACACUAACACCACUUUAGCUUGCCCAGUACCACUCGCGGCCUUGCGUGCAAAACAGAAGGAAGAAGAAACAUCACCAUUUUCCCUCAGCAGUGUAGAGUUGUUCACAAUCGAGGCGGUACUUGCUUCGGAAUACCGCCAAAACCUUCUCCCAAGAAAGUAUGCCACCCGGUGGAAAUCAGUGAAAACUCACAGUGACUAUCAGCCCAAUGAAUAAUUCCACCAGCAACGGCUCGUGUUUGUGAUGGCUUAAGGCGCACAAAGCGUAAAGGGCAGGCAAAUAUUAAGGCUGCGCAAGAGACGCGCGCGCGUUCAGGAGCGUAUCGAAAUGUGUGUAAAAUAGUGUCACUUUGUAAAAUCUUCCCGUUUGCGUUUAGAUUUACUUUUCGCGCAACGAUCUGUGCACCGUCUAAAAAGAAACUCAUAGUCAAAGAAAAUGCCUCUCUAAGGUAUUUUUGCCCGUUCCCUACAUUGUGCGUGUAUAUCGUUUGUGUUGGUGUGCGUGUGCCCAUAGAUGUAUGCGUUGUAUUCGUCCAUUUUGUAUGCAAGAGAAAAGCGUAACAAUAUCGCAGCUGGCGUUGGAAGAAAAGACAAAAAAACGUUACGCUGUUCUAAACAGGGUGUUGCGUGUUGCAAAAGGGAGCCUUCUUCUGUGAGCUUCCUCCUAAACGCGCAUCCUGCCAGAUGGAUGACGUUGAACACCAGAAGGCUAUACAGCCAUCCUUUCCCCCUAUGAGCAAGUGGCUCCCAGAUUCCAACGAAACCUCAUCCGGCGAAGGAACAACGAAACAUGCGAAUGAUGGAACAUCGUUCGGCCAGGACAGUGGGUACAAUUCGUACCAAGCAACCACAUCGUACAGCACAUUCAAUCAGUCCUCACGUCAUGGAACCUCCGUGAUGUUUGCUACGAUCGACGAAGCCAACGAGAAUGAAUGCAGCUUCAACGAUAGCAGCAUCGGUCCCAGGAGCGCGAUCAAUCUGACGCCAAAGACGGCCGCCAGUAUGGUUCUGUUGUCGAACAUUCAUCUAUCGACGCCAAAAUCUACGAACCGAACUAAACCCACGCGCCGUCCGAUCGCGUUCGAUUACGAUGGAACAGCCGGUACCUCCUUGGACAAUUUGUCGUCAUUCCUUGCCCCUUCGACACCGGAACGAUUACCUGGUAUGUGCCGUCCGUUAAAUGGCUUAGCGCAGGAUACACCUCUGCGCACCGGAAACCGUUCGGCAAACCAACCGAUUCAGCUGACGCCUCACAAGGCCAAAGGAGGAUCGCAUUCGUUGAAGCGUAAACAUUCAUUCCGCGGGAAACUCUACUCCGACAGCGAUAUACCGCAUCGUGAUGAAAAUCGACCAGGGGAGCUUAAUGAUUCUUUCGAUGCAGAUUGUCGCCGACUAGAGGAAAUUUCGCCCAUUCCGAAUAACAAGCGCCGUAAGCAUCAUAACCGUGGUAUCGAAGAGCUGAUGCGUUCCAGCACGCCGAAAACGGCUAGCUCGCUGCCAACGUUUCUACAGCUGGAAGCGACUGAAAACCGGCCCAUCGGAAAGAAGACGUUACAAAAAUUUCAAAGUUUUAGUCCGAGCAAAAUCCAAUCAUACAAACGUCCACUGGUGCGUCCGCAUACGUUCCGUGCGCUAGAACGCACGCCCGAAAAGAAGAAAGAACACCGAGUGUUGGCAGAACUCGAUGUGGUGCAGACGAAGAACACUGCGGUCCCACUGCGUAAUUUGGACGCACUGUUAGAAGCGCCGAUUCUAGAAGAUCCAGUAAAGCAGCUCGAACAAACCGUCUCGACCGUACCUUUGUUCGAUGACUUCAGUUUAACCCCGUCCAAAGCGAAUCUAAUCGACCCAGAGUUGACGGCUAGUUCGGGCGUAGAUAGGUCAUUUGCGGAGGAUGAUUAUGUUAUGCGACAUGUGUCCAAUUACUCGUACGCUCCUACACUCAAUUCUAUCCUGGAAGAAUCACCCGUCAGGGCGCAAUUCAUAACUGAGAAGCAUCCGGUCCCGAAAACCCCUCCUUCCGUUUCCAAGUCAGCCCGGAAGCUUAAACGACUCGGCACAAACGGAACCGUUUCAUCUGCUUCCUGUGCUUCCAGUCCCGCCCGAAGUGUACGUUCCCUUUCCCGUCACGCAGUCCGUGCAUCUGUGUCACCGAAGGUUCACCGUUCGUGUGGUGCACAAAACCAAAGUCUGAAGACUACUAAACCGUACAGCUAUUGUGGUUUUGAGUACGUGAACAUUCUGAAGCAACUGAACAAGAGAAACCCAGACGCACUGGAGGUGUUGCUAGAAUAUCUGGCAGAUACGGAUCUUGUCCAAGUGGUACGUGUGUCCCGCGGAUGGAGAUCUAUCAUACUAAACCAUUCAAAAAGCAGGAAACGUCUACAGCGUUACCUUGAGCAGCAAGAACUAAACAAGGAGAACGGCAGCAUGAGUCAGAGGACCGGAGAAUUGAUACCGGAUGGCCAGUUACCGACGGGGAUUAAGGAUUCCUUCGAACAUAAUGAAAAGCUUGCAGGUGGUAGCGAGGUUGAGGAAAGGAAGCCAUUUAAUUUGUUGAAUCGUAAAUCCAACGCUAUGGACAAGUCGAGUGUUAUCAACGUUACUCAAUCACCACCCGUUAGUCCAUCAAUGCAAAAGUUUGUUAUCAAUCAAAAGGUGGCAUCGCAUUUGAAAAAGACGGACCAGUUACGAUCAUGUCCCCGUUGCAAACAUCCAAGCAAAAUAAUAUUUUCGCGCGCUUCGCAAUCUGACCUCAACAAAUCGCGUUCAUCUAAUAACAUUCCUUCUUGCACGGAGAUCGGGAAUCUCUCUAGUGUUCGCAAUAAUAACGAAUACUCGGAUAAAUCUCCAGAUUGUGUACGGAAGAAUCUCUUUAGCGACAGCAUUCCCAGCGUAAACGGAACAACAUCAAACCUCUCGUCGAGCGUAUCGUCCGGUUCGUAUCGUUACUGCAAGCAACGCAUGAAGUUGCGCAGUGCAGCAGUGAAAAAAAUCGACUGCCCAUCGACCAUUUCCGCCAAUGAGGAUCAGCUCGACACGCGUGACGCCAAAUGCGAUUACGCGAUCUGCAGCGGAAAGUUCUGUGGGUUCAAGUUCUGUAUCAAGUGCUUGGGCGAUUAUCAUCCUAACACGGCCUGUGCGGAUCUUUCCGUUAACUCACCCACCAAAGAGGAGGAUCGCGGACAGCCAAAUGUGGCAUGCACUCGCCAGAGUCGUCGUUCGUUGCUGCGAUUGUGCAGAAAGUAGUACGUGGAUUUCUUCCCACUAUACAUAAAAAAAAAAAAAAAAAAAUAACAA